UUGAAGUGUAUGGUUGUGUCAGUAAGUGCAUGGGCGGUUUGCAUCGUAAUAAAUCACGCGACCGUUCCCGUAAUAAUGGCACAAAGAUCAGAUAUCCACAUAGCCAGAUGGCUUGAAGAAGAUCGAGAAGAAGAUUUUGUGGAUGCACCAGCUGGAUCUGAUGAUGAUGUGGAUCACAUUGAAGAACAAAUAGAUAGCACCAGCACUGAGUACAGCACUGAAGAAGAAGAAGAUAACACAGAUAUAGACGAUUAUUGGGAAACUGUCUUCGACGUAAUUGAGGGAUCAAGCUCCCAAUACUAUUUAGCCCUCGACGGGACAAAAUGGUUCAAAAAACCCCUGCAAACCAGAGUCUUGUUAAACAGUGACUCAAACGUUACACCAGGGCCUAAUGAUUUUGCAAGAACACGCAAAUCUCAAUUCGAAUGCUUCGACUUAUUCUUCGAUGAAAGCACUAUAUACAUGAUUGCAAAGUUCACUAACGAACGAAUUAUAAAAGAACAGAAGAAGUUUGCAAGGGAAAGAGAUGCAAAACUUACUGAUGAAGUGGAAAUAAAUGCGCUGUUAGGUAUAUUUUUCCUAAGUGGGUGCUUAAAAACUAGCCGAGAGAACUUCUUGCAGUUAUUCGAUUCAAAAAGUGGUACUGGAAUAGAAGCCAUUUACCUUGCAAUGAGUGCUCAACGAUAUCGAUUCUUAUUGAAGAAUCUUCGAUUUAACGAUCCCGUAAAUGACCGCUUAGAAGAAGAUAAAAUGGCGCCAAUCAGGGUGCUAUUUCAAAUUGUAGUGAACAAUUUUCAAAAACAUUUCACACCCAGUCACGAACUAAAUCUGGGUGACAUAAUUAUUCCCUACAAAGGAAGAUGUAGAUUUCGCCAUCAUAUGCCCAAGAGAUCUGUUAAAGCUGGAAUGAAGAUGUUUGCUUUGGUAGAUUGCCAAUAUCCGUACACAUACAAUUUGGAAAUGUACGUGGGUGAUAAUCCUGGGCCUUAUGAAGUUAGUAACAAUAAGUUAGACAUUGUUGUGAGAAUGACUGAUCCUAUUCAAGGAGAAUAUCGUAAUGUUACGAUGAACAAUUGGUUCACGACUUUAGAGACUGCUGAAAAAUUAUUUUGUAAGAAGAUAACGAUUAUUGGAGCUAUGAAGCCAAGUAAAAAUGAAGUACCAAGAAUCUUCAAAAAAAUUAAAGACAAAUCUUUAAAAUCGUCGCUUUUUGGAUAUUGCGAGGUAGCCACGUUGGUCCAAUAUGUUUGCAAACGAGACAAAGCUGUUCUCUUAUUGUCAACGAAGCAUAGUGAUUGCUCAAUAGAUAUGAACUCUGGUGAUCAACUGAAGCCAGAAAUAUUCGUAGAUUACAAUCGCACAAAGAAAGCUGUAGAAACAAUGGAUAAAAUGUGUUCAAAGCACGAUGUUUCUAGAAACUCACGAAGAUGGCCUCUGAAUAUAUUGUUUCGACUGCUGAACAUAGCGGCUAUAAACGCGUUAUGCGUGUACACAAUGAACAAAGGUCAGGAGCGUAUAGUACGUCGUGAAUUUCUAACCGAACUGGCUCUGAGCAUGAUAAAGCCGUUAAUUCAAAGGAAAAUGAAUGCAGAGAAGAUACCAAAGGUAAUGAAACAAAAAAUGAACGAGUUAUUGAACGUUUCUAUAUCAUCGGAUGAUCCAAUGGAUGUAGAAUCGGAAUCAGAUCUCAACGAUAAACCUGCAAAGGGUGCAAAGAAGGGGUCCCGUGGUAGGUGCCAUGUUUGCCGACGAGCUCAUUUGACCAAAACAACGCGCGAUGUCUGCGUAACUUGCUCAAGAUUUACUUGUUUAGAACACAGUAAAUAUGUGUGCACAAAUUGUUUUGAUAAAUAUUCCAAGUAAGUUUUAUAUUUUUUUACUUUAGUUAGGGGUGUCAAUUGUUUAAAAAUUGAAAUGCAUGUGAUGAUGUUGAGCCAGAGGAAUUUUGGAAUUUUAUACAUAUUUGGAUUGCCUAAUAUUGAAAAAAGUGUUGUUAACUGUAUGAAA
Messenger RNA from Spodoptera litura, 2007 nucleotides. Lineage: Eukaryota; Metazoa; Arthropoda; Insecta; Lepidoptera; Noctuidae. The record is from RefSeq and is a predicted model, not a curated record.